Molecule: messenger RNA, 851 nt
Organism: Actinia tenebrosa (Australian red waratah sea anemone)
Lineage: Eukaryota; Metazoa; Cnidaria; Anthozoa; Actiniaria; Actiniidae
Biological process (GO): mitochondrial translation
Cellular component (GO): ribosome; mitochondrial small ribosomal subunit
Molecular function (GO): small ribosomal subunit rRNA binding; structural constituent of ribosome
Source: RefSeq, a predicted model, not a curated record
GCGAAACAACAGAGUUUUACUCUCUUGAGCUUCAUGGAGUUGCUGCAAGGUUUCUAUAAUCAUUUACAUUUUUCAGGUAUAAAGGCUUCAAAGCUGUCAAAGGAUAUGCCAUUACAGAAGGCUGACGUCGGCUGCCCAAUCUGUAGUGCAAAUAUUUUAUUUACAUACAAGGAUGUACUUUUUCUAUCUCAGUUUCUGUCUCCAGAAGGAAAUUUACUAAGUAGAAGAGUUACAGGUGUCUGUGGAAAACAGCAAAUCAAACUUGAAAAGGCUAUUAAAAUAUCUAGAAGACUGGGUCUUCUUCCAAAGUGUGGUCCAGUUACCCAAGAACCAAUCAAUGGCUAAAACCCAGGAAACUUGAAUUCUUCUUAAGAGUGCUAUUUACUUUUUCUUUGUUUCUUUGGCAUCUGAGCUUUUGGCUUCCAUUAAUCAAAAUAUCCAGAACUUGGACUGUUGUAAUUUAAGAUGACAAGCCUGGAGUCCUCUAUCCAUUAACCAAAAAAAUGCUACAUGAUUGUACUACAUAGAGUGCAUAUUGACGCAAAGAGGUGGGGGUUUGGAUGAGGGAGGCUGUGAUGAGGGAGGAUAGGGUAGGGGGUUGAGUCACCUCUUUUAGUUUGUAUGCACCUUCUCAUGCAUUUUUUUUUUUUUUUUUUAAAGAGAGCAAAAUAACAUCAAAAAAUGCUACAUAAUAACAUCAGAUACUUCGAUCUGAUAUCUUCACCAUUUUAUUGCUAUAAUUUACUUUUCAUUCAAAGCAUAACAAGACUUAUACAUACGUACAGAAGUGUUGAAGAAAGUAUUAUAAUCACAAUCUUGAUGUUAAAAUAAAUUAACCACAUUUUUGCUAA